ACUCAUCCUCUUGGGAAUCAAACACGCCGCCAGGAAAUACACAGUGAUUCAGAGCAUAGGAAGUGCGUUCAGUUCGUUUAAUCAGAAGUAACUGCAAGGGAAGGUGAGGGUAUUCAAAACGUGAAGCAUCAGCUGGCCAGUUAUCGAUAGCACCGACUAGGACAUCGAUAACGCCGUGUUACCUAAACAUGUCCAAGCUUUUGCCCAAAAUCCGCUCCUCUUCGAGCUUAAUCCUGCUGGCGAAGGAUUCAUCAACAAAGGCGAAGCCAUUCGACUACAAUGCCCUGCUCCUUACACGAACACAAAAGUCGAGCUUUAUGCCGGAAUCGUCGGUGUUCCCGGGAGGAGUUUGCGAUGCCACGGACAGUUCUCCGGCCUGGUUGGAUCACUUCCGGCGUAACAAUCUUAGUGCCGCCAAGCUGCAAGAAGUAGGUCAGGUGAAUGGACCCAGACCUGAAAUUUUCCUCAACAAGCUAGAUAAGGAAGCUAUAGAUCCAUCGCUGGCUCUGCGUCUAACUGCCAUACGAGAGACCUUCGAGGAGUUGGGCAUACUGCUGUGUAGGGACAGCAAAUCGUUGACCUCCACCAGUGGCUAUGGACAGUUCCAUGAACAGUUUGAUCGCGUCCACUGGCAGCACAUUGUCCAUAACGAUGCCAGACAGUUUCUAGAGCUCUGCAAGCAGCUGGAGGUGUUUCCGGACGUUUGGUCACUCAACGAAUGGUCUGUCUGGCGUACACCGUCCACAUUCAAGAAGCGUUUUGAAACAGCUUUCUUUGUAACCGCUUUGAAGCAGGAACCCAGUGUUCACAUUGAACCCAAUGAGGUCAAGGAUUGCGCGUGGCGCUCCCCAUUGGAUUAUUUACAAGCUUGCCAAAAAGAGCUUUGGUUGCCGCCACCUCAAUUCUAUGAACUUUCUCGUUGCCUCAACUUCUCCUCCUUGGAGAGUCUGCGACAAUUUGCCGCAGAGCGUGAGGUCAAGGGCAUCGAACUGAUUCAUCCCGUGAUGUACAAGUGCAAAAAUGGAACUGUGCAUCUCCUGCCAGGAGACAACGCCUAUCCCGCCGAUCCAGAUGCCAGUAGCGACAAAAUCGAGACUGGCUUAUCAGUCGAGGAAUUUCGCUCGAAGGCUAGUGACAAAAUACAUAGAUCGGAGCACUGGAACCAGCAUCAAUCACAGCUUCUUAUAAACUUUAACAGGAUCGACGGUCAAGUGCAUCCCGUGGACCCAAAAAAACUAUAAACUUGGAAACAGAUUCCUUGAUAUAAUGUGCAUUUAUCUAGAUUUAAUGUGAGAUAAUUGUUUUUCCAUAAUUUUUUUUUUUUUUUUU
Molecule: messenger RNA, 1329 nt
Organism: Drosophila ficusphila
Lineage: Eukaryota; Metazoa; Arthropoda; Insecta; Diptera; Drosophilidae
Product: nucleoside diphosphate-linked moiety X motif 19
Cellular component (GO): mitochondrion
Molecular function (GO): hydrolase activity, acting on acid anhydrides, in phosphorus-containing anhydrides
Source: RefSeq, a predicted model, not a curated record